GAGGAGCGCGAGCCCCCUCUGCUUUGGAACCACUGAGCUUUCCUGUCGUCCAACGGCAGGCUCAGCCCUGCACGCGCUGUUGUGUUUCCACACAGGACAGGAGCAGGACACAGAGACACAGAGCAGGAACCAGAGACACUGAGCAGGACACGGAGACACGGAGCGGGACACAGAGACACGGAGUGGGACGGGGGCCGACCUGCCGGUGUCCCUUCAGAAGACACAGCCUGUGGACCAAUGACUGUGAUUCAUAUGGAUAAGCAGUAACUAACUGUAUCGAGUCAGACCCGUGGAGCCGGCUCACUGAGUGCCAGAUAUCCGGGUUUCGCAGACCGGAGCUUUCUUCAAGAAAGGACCGUGAGCUUCACUGAAGGAUGUAUCGGUACCUUGGCAGCGUGUAGGGACAUUAUCAUCCUAGAAAAGGAACGUUAGAGGCUCGCGCCAGUUGUCAUUUACUGCUGACAGCCGAGCCCUGGCCGGCUGCUGUCACUCUUUUUCCGCAGUUUGGUGGAGUUCAGAAAGUCACUCAUGUUCCUCUGUGGGUAGAUGAAGGAAUAUGAUGUCACAGCUCGUGAUAAGAGGCCCAGUUUUUGUUGACUUCUGUAACCAAUCCAAUAAGAUUCUGUCCCCACUGGUUGCUUUGAAAACUUAUGUGAAAUCAGUAAGCUGUUUGUGAGCUCUUCACUUGAACAUAUCUAUAACAUAAUAGUGUGAGUGCAUUUGGAGUCCUCUGAAUAGUUGCCAUCCUGUUCAUGUGCUGUUCCCAUUAUUUGGUCCAGCAGCUGCAGCUCCACUGCAGCCUAUCUGUGCUCAGUGUGUGUAUCAGUGUGGGUUAUUCACAGUGCUGCUAUGCAGACUGACUGGAGCCACGCUCAGACAGCUCCACUGUAACCCCAGUUCUGAGGCAUAGGCCUGGACUGCCCUCACAGAAAGAAAGCUUUACAGCUGAGGAAAGCUCCCUGCAAGUCUCCGUCCAGAGGGACGACUUGUGUGGAAUAGCAGAUGUUACACAGCUUUGUGUACUAAUGUGGAUCAUUCAGGAUGCUGUUAUGCAGACAGAGUGGAGCCACAGAAAUUCUGCUGGUAAAGUUAAAGUAACACACAUGGCUGUGCAGCUUCUGUCAGUGCAGUUGGACAGCUUGUGUUACACAGUUGGCAGCUGAAGGUUUGUCAGGAAGGUAGUUGGGUUUUUUUGUUUGUUUUCUUUUGCUUUGCUGGGUUCGUGUAGUAUUGGACAAAACUCAGGCUGGUUAAGUAUGUGUACAUUAUGAAUUGGAAAGUUUCAUGGACUGGGACCCAAAGUUCUGUCAGAAACACAAAAGUCCACUCUGACUUUUUCAUAGUAAUGAAGCAAAUACUCCUAGCAGGUGAAAGUUUAGAGAGAUGACAAUCACAUAGUGAGUGACUGUGGAAUUGAAACAUUUUGUUGGACACUCCUGAAGACUUUGCAUUCAGUACACAUAGUUCAGUUUCACUUGCGUUUUGCAUAGUUGAAAAUUAAAUGUUUUGUUAACAGUGAUUUCACUUCACUUGUUUGUCGGUUACACUAAUUGUCUGAAAAUGAAGAACCCUCAUCCACUGUGUAAUACCUGGAAUAGGUCUGUUAGCAAAGACCCAGUCCUGAUCUCUGUGCCAGACACUAACAAGAAGUUCAAGAGGAAGUCUCGGGAGCCUAAAAGGCUUUUCAGUGGCCCUGAGCCUGAAAGGACGAAAAUCUACCCAGCAAACAUGUCGGAUGUGGACUCAGUAGAUGACACCCAGACGGAAGCAUCUAGUGUCAGCAGGUUGGCUCCAUUACAGAGACAGCUGAUGAUGUCACAGGAGGGGAUGGCCAGUACUACAGGGUUAGGGUCAGGACUACCAGAAGGCAACGUGGCUUCAGCUCAGAGUGGUGCCAUAGACAUGAGAAUUGGCAUUAAUGUACCUGCCAUCACUUCCAAACUGUCCCAGUUACCUUCAUCUCCAUUUUCUAACUCUGAGAUCUCCCACUGGCCCACAGCCAUUUCCCAGCCUCUGUCCAACAGACUCAAACUGGGCCUGCGCUCCACUUUCCCUCUGUCAACACCAACCAGCAGCAGCCACAGCCACUCACCCAGCCACCGGGCCUUCUCCCUGGAGCCAUCUCUGUCAGGCCAAACCGGAGCUCCGCCUGUCCCCAGAGCCUCCCACGCCUCCCAGUGUCAUGAACAUGUGGAGCCCCACGUCCAGUCUCCCAAGGAGUCUACCAGGAAGCGGGCUGGGGUGAGUGGUGAUGGACCUGGGCGUCUUCCAGAGGUCAAAGCCAUCCAGCAGACCAGGAGGCUUCUAGCCAACGCCCGAGAGAGGACCCGUGUCCACACCAUUAGUGCUGCAUUCGAGGCCCUGAGAAAGCAGGUGCCAUGUUACUCCUAUGGUCAAAAGCUAUCCAAGCUGGCAAUAUUACGUAUAGCCUGCAACUACAUCCUGUCUCUGGCUCAGUUGGCUGAGUUGGACUACAGUUCAGACCACAGCAGUCUGAACUUCUCGCAGUGUGUGGAGCAGUGUACCAGGACCCUGCAGGCCGAGGGGAGGAGCAAGAAGAGGAAGGAGUGAAGCUUACGACAGUGGAUGGGUCCAAUACAUGAACCUCUAACAAAGCUACAAGGAGAAUAUUGGAGGGGAAAUAUGACAAGAUGAGGAUCAGAGAAAAGAUGAACAAGUGAAUAAAUGGAAGCGUAAAGUACAUUAAACGUACUUUUUUUUUUGUCAUGACUUGCUCUCACCACUCAUUAGCAGAGGAACUAACAUCAGUACUUAUCUGAGGUGUAAUUGUGAAAGUUCUGUACAUUAAGGCCACACCAUCAACGAAAGAGAUGCAAACUGACGAAGGGACUAAAAGAUUCAGCCCGUGGAAUCCCUCAGCAAUAACCUCCACUUAACUAUGCAUACAGCUGCACACAUUGUAUUGCUGUGCUCCAGGUCUGUUUUGGAGCCACUGUUGCCUUGCCAAUACCCUGUUUAAGUAUGUACUUCAUGGUAACACUCACUUUGAGCUGGUAAAAUCGCUAUCAGCAUGAAGCUUGUCUGGUCACUUUAAUAAGGAUCAAACUUUUGAACUCAAACAGCAGAUUUCACAACAGUUUAAGCAGCUCAUACAUUAAACAAUUUUUAAUAGUAGAUGUUUUAUAGUUUAUAAGCCUGUUAUAUUUCAAAAUAUGCCAGUUAUGUUUAUUCAGUACAAAUAAAAAGAUUUGG
Molecule: messenger RNA, 3213 nt
Organism: Epinephelus moara (kelp grouper)
Lineage: Eukaryota; Metazoa; Chordata; Actinopteri; Perciformes; Serranidae
Gene: atoh8
Product: atonal bHLH transcription factor 8
Exons: 4
Coding region: 1561-2571 (336 amino acids)
Molecular function (GO): DNA-binding transcription factor activity; protein dimerization activity
Source: RefSeq, a predicted model, not a curated record